Messenger RNA from Cuscuta epithymum, 1903 nucleotides. Lineage: Eukaryota; Viridiplantae; Streptophyta; Magnoliopsida; Solanales; Convolvulaceae. The record is from the annotation of a GenBank genome assembly.
AAAUAAAUAUCUGACAAUCUCAGUCCGUCUCCCUGUCCUUCUCUCUGCACAUACCACACUCCAAAUUUUGUCUCUCUUUGUCCAUCUCUGAACCAUCACCAAACUAACACUCUCCUAAAACCCACAAAAUGGACUCGCUUCCGCCCAUUUUCCGGCAGCCGGAGACGCCGAAAGAGCCCAUGGAGUUCCUCUCCCGUUCCUGGAGUCUCUCCGCCCAUGAGAUCUCCAAAUCCAUCUCCCCUGCCCAGGCCGCCGUCAAGAACUUCCUCGGCGAGCCUUCCAAUGCCGCAAUUCCGCCCGCCGGAUACAGCAGAACCAUAUCGGAGGACAUCGCCGGCGAAUUUCUGGAAGCCGUCUCUGUUUCCGGCAACCCGUUUUGCUUCGCUUCUUCGGAUACUUCUCAGCUUAUCAUGGAACGCAUUAUGUCUCAAGCUCAGGACUCGUCGCCGCGUACAUCCGGGCGGCUCUCCCAUAGCAGCGGUGGUCCGCUCGCCGACAGCUCGCCGGCGUCCCCUUCCGACAACAUAGACGACCACAAGUAUUGCAGAUUAAACAUUCUGCCAAUCAACAACCAGUACAGAAGCAGCGCGGCCCCACCAGCAGCCGUGAAUGGCGGCUGCAAGACGGUGGGAAGGUGGUUCAAGGACAGGAGAGAAAAGAAGAAAGAGGAGACAAGAGCCCAAAAUGCACAAUUACAUGCUGCCGUUUCGGUCGCUGGCGUGGCGGCAGCCGUUGCUGCCAUGGCCGCAGCAGCGGCAGCUUCUUCAUCUUCCGGGAGAAAGGAUGAGCAAGCAGCCAAGACUAAAAUGGCAGUAGCUUCGGCUGCCACCCUUGUGGCCGCUCAAUGUGUGGAAGCUGCCGAAUCAAUGGGGGCCGAGAGGGAGCACCUCGCAUCAGUGGUUAGCUCAGCAGUAAAUGUCCGAUCACCCGGAGAUAUCAUGACACUCACAGCUGCAGCUGCUACUGCAUUGAGAGGGGCAGCAACAUUAAGGGCAAGGGCAUAUAAGGAUGUGUGGAAUGUGGCUGCAGUGACUCCAGUAGAGAAAGGAUAUGGGGGGAAUGGGAGCUCUUCAAGUAGUGGUGAGCUCAUAAUUGGCCCCUCUGAAGACAACUUUCUUGGGAUCUGUAGCAGGGAAAUGCUUUCCAGAGGUGGUGAGCUCCUAAAGCGCACAAGAAAAGGUGAACUCCACUGGAAGAUAGUGUCUUUGUACAUCAAUGGAAUGGGCCAGGUAACAUUGAAGAUGAAGAGCAGACAUGCUGCUGGGACCAUCACCAAAAAGAAAAAGAAUGUGGUCCUGGAUGUGUUGACAGAUGUUCCCGCUUGGCCGGGGAGGCACCUAAUAGAAGGCGGCCAGAAUUUCCGUUACUUCGGGCUGAAGACCAUCUCGAGGGGAGUCGUGGAAUUCGAAUGCAGAGAUGAAGGGGAAUAUGAGGUGUGGACUCAAGGUGUUUCAAGACUUCUGACUUAUGCAGCUGAAAGGAGGUCCAAAGGACAUAGGAGAUACUAAAUAUUGGCAAUCUUGAAUCCACUACCUUGGCCCAUUUUGCACCCUUAGACGCUGUGGGGCCCAUGGUUACUGGCCAUUCAAACAAGUCUGCUGGAGGCUAUGCUUAGUUAAUGUGAUGAUGCUAGUUUUUUUGCCACUAACCUCUUGUAUUUUGGAAUUAGGGAGGGUGUUUCUUUUGAACUCAUGCAGCUAGUUUCCCUUUUUCUCUUUCAGUGCCCAAGUGUGUUUUGUAAAUCUAAUUUACCUGAAAUUCUGAAAAGGGGUUCAUAUUGAUACUAGUCAUUGUUGUCUUCAAUAUUUGACAUGUCAAUUGUCAAAGUGUAACACAAGCAAAUUAAGAAAACCAAGUGAACACAGCAGGCAGCACAUUGUUAUGGGACCUCCUUCGAAGCGGC